Molecule: messenger RNA, 654 nt
Organism: Chaetura pelagica (chimney swift)
Lineage: Eukaryota; Metazoa; Chordata; Aves; Apodiformes; Apodidae
Gene: CTU2
Product: cytosolic thiouridylase subunit 2 homolog (S. pombe)
Exons: 8
Biological process (GO): tRNA wobble position uridine thiolation
Cellular component (GO): cytosol
Molecular function (GO): sulfurtransferase activity; tRNA binding
Source: RefSeq, a predicted model, not a curated record
CUCACCCUGCACCUCUGCCAGGGGCUCAGCCGGGAGACGGCCAAGAGGCUCCGCUUUGUUCCUGGCCUCGUCUACGUUGAUGAGGGAUCGGUGCGUGGGCAGAGCCCGGCACAGCGGGAGCAGAGCCUGGCCCACAUGGAGACCCUGCUGCAGGAGCCUGGCUUUUCCUACCACCUGGAGCUUCAGCGGCUCUUCGAGGCUGUGGAGACACCGACAGCGAGAGAGGAGCUGCUGCAGAUGCUGCGGCUCCACCUGAUCCUGCAGACAGCCCGGACCAGGGGCUACACCAAGGUGAUGACGGGCGAGAGCUGCACCCGCGUGGCCAUCAAGCUCCUCACCAACCUGGCGCUGGGGCGCGGCGCCUUCCUCGCCGUCGACACGGGCUUCGUGGACAACCGGCACGGCGACGUGAUGGUGGUGCGUCCCAUGCGGGAGUACACGGCCAAGGAGAUCGCCUUCUACAAGGAGGAGUUGGCCCUGGAGCCCACACUGAUCGUGGAUGAGCCAGAGUUUGUGGAGAACGGGACUGAGAGCAAAGCUGCGUUCAUCCCACUGCUGUGCUACAGCUGCCGUCUCACCUUCAAGGAGCUGGGUCCCCUCCCCUCCCUGCCACCCUAUGUGCGCGCUGAGGCCCAGCGCAGGAUCUGCAGGUAG